This is a messenger RNA of Pyrus x bretschneideri (Chinese white pear), 1608 nucleotides long. Its product is annotated as cytochrome P450 CYP82D47. NCBI's taxonomy places the organism in Eukaryota, Viridiplantae, Streptophyta, Magnoliopsida, Rosales, Rosaceae. Gene Ontology annotation, molecular function: oxidoreductase activity, acting on paired donors, with incorporation or reduction of molecular oxygen; heme binding; iron ion binding. The transcript has 2 exons. Bases 1 to 1608 code for a protein of 535 amino acids. The record is from RefSeq and is a predicted model, not a curated record. Gene Ontology annotation, biological process: defense response to other organism.
AUGGAGUUCCCUAUUCCAUAUCCUGUUUCUUUCCUAAUUAUCCUUUUGACAUCUCUGCUAUUGAUCACAGUUAGGAGGUUUAGAGCUGCUGCUGCUGCCAAUGCCAAGGGUCCUAAACCACCUACAGCGGCGGGCGGGUGGCCUCUAACAGGUCACCUUCACCUAUUCAGAGCUCCCCAGCUUCCUCCCCAUAUAACCUUGGGAGCCUUGGCUGAAAAGUACGGACCAAUCUUCACCGUCAAUAUUGGCAGCCGCACCGCUCUGGUGGUAAGUAGUUCGGAGGUUGCCAAGGAGUGCUACACCACCAAUGACUGGGCUAUUUCUUCACGUGCCCAAACUAUAGGCGCUGAAAUCUUGAGCUACAAUAAUGCCAUGCCAGGGUUUAGCCCUUACGGUGACUACUGGCGUGAGAUGCGCAAAAUAAUAGUCCAAGAGGUACUCUCAAACCGCAGGCUGGAGUUACUUAAACAUGUCCGAGAAUCUGAAAUAGAGCUGGCCGCAAAAGAGCUGUACAAGGUAUGGACCAAAAGAAAAGAUCAUUCAAAGGACAAUGGCUAUUCCGGACAACUUUUGGUGGAAUUGAAGCAGUGGCUCAGCGACUUAUCUCUAAACGUGAUGUUUCGUAUGGUUGCUGGAAAGAGAUACUUUAACCUCACGAAUAUUGGUAAUCUGAGUGAUGAGAAGGGCGAACGUCGAUGUUACAAGGCCUUGAGGAAUCUCUUCCGCUAUAUGGGGAUGUUUGUGUUGGGGGAUGCUUUUCCAUGGCUUAGGUUUUUGGAUUUUGGCGGGCAUGAGAAGGCUAUGAAAAAAAAUGCAAAAGAGCUUGAUGAUAUGGCUAUGGAUUGGUUGGAGGAGCACAAGCAGAAUAGAACUCAAGACGAUCGAGAUCAUCAAGAUUUCAUGGAUGUGAUGCUUUCAGUCCUCGACGGACAAGGUGUCUUGCAACAAGCACCCUUUGAUGUCGAUACCAUCAUGAGAGCAACCGUUGUGAAUUUGAUUGCUGGAGGCAGUGACACAACCUCUUUGCUCAUGGGAUUCACAGUCUCAUUUUUACUGACCAACCCCCAAGCUCUAAAGAAAGUCCGGAAAGAACUAGACGAGCAUGUUGGCAAAGGAAGACUAGUGAAUGAUUCAGAUAUCAACAAUCUCGUAUACCUGCAAGCCACUAUGAAAGAAGUGUUGCGUUUAACUUCAACAUUCCCAGGCUUUAGGGAAUUCACUGAUGACUGCACUGUAGGAGGCUACUAUGUUCCAAAGGGCACGUGGCUGCUAGUGAACCUGUGGAAGAUCCACACUGACCCGCGGGUUUGGGCCGACCCAACUAUGUUCAAGCCGGAGAGGUUUCUCACUAGCCAUAAGGAUGUUGACGUUAAGGGUCAGCAUUUUGAGCUUAUGCCUGUGGGUAGUGGUAGAAGAGUGUGCCCUGGCGUAAACUUUGGCCAGCAACUGUCGCUUUUGACCCUGGCGAGUUUUCUGCAUGCGUUUGAGAUUUCAGCUCCAGCGAAUGCAACAUUUGAUACGAGCGAAACCUUUGGAGUUUCCAACGUGAAAUCUACCCUACUUGAAGUCUUCAUCAAACCGCGUCUGCCUCCAAAUCUUUAUACAUAA